AUGGAGUGCAACAAAGACGAGGCGAUUCGCGCCAAGCAAAUCGCCGAGAAGAAAAUGGAGAGCCUCGACUUCGAGGGUGCAGAUCCGGAAUUCAAUGAUUUCGACAAGCUUCGUGAAGAGAGCCUCUUUGAAGUGAAUCAAAUUUGGGCACGUUAUGAUCCGAAUGAUGGGAUGCCUCGAUUUCAUGCAAAGGUUCGUGAUCCAUUCGAAUUGAGCCUAACAGACACAAACCAUAUGUUUUCUCAUCGAGUGGUUUUGGAGAAAGGAAAUAAAAGAGGUUCGUUUUUUGUGAAUCCUAAACCGGUCCUCCAUCACCAUUUUGCAGAUAAAUAUUAA
Molecule: messenger RNA, 336 nt
Organism: Striga asiatica
Lineage: Eukaryota; Viridiplantae; Streptophyta; Magnoliopsida; Lamiales; Orobanchaceae
Source: the annotation of a GenBank genome assembly